UCAAAAGAAGAAGUUUGUGAUCUGCUGCAAAGAAAGAGAACCGUUAUAGUCUCCGCCAUUACAGGUUUCUGUGCUUCACUGCAGUCUUUCAGAUCUGGAAACGUGGAAGUUCUUCUUUAGUAGCACAUCAACAAUAGCCUAAUGAAAAUGUAUUAAUCGGUUACAGUCGGUAUUAAGGUCUCUUUAGGUAUUUAGCGGGUUUUGUUCACACUCAUCGCUGUCGGUCGGGAGGGUGUGGUUCAGAAACAACAGCGAGCAUUAAUGAUAUUCAUCGAAAUCAGGUUUUGCUGGAAUCUUCGACAGUAUGAAGAACAAUUUCAAAUUAUUUCAGAUUGUUCUACUAAUGUGUGGAGUGUUCAGUGCUGGAACAGAUGAAGUGAAGACAGUGUCAGUGAUGGAGGGAGAAUCAGUCACUCUAAACCCUGAUCUUACUAAAAUACCAGGAAUUAAUCAGAUGAAGUGGAGGUUUAGAGAUUCACGUUCAGUCAUUGCUCAAAUCGAUUUAAAUGACAUUUUAUAUCCCACUGUCCCUGAGAUGUUCAAAGACAGACUGAAGCUGGAUCAGACUGGAUCUCUGACAAUCACAAACUUGAAAACCAAACACUCUGGACUUUAUAAACUAGAGAUCAACCACAAAUCUGGGACCUUACAUUUGGAUUUCAGCGUGACUGUCUAUGAGUCUCCAGAUGUUAUUGAUGCUUUUAAAGGUGAAAUGAAGAGUGUAUCAGAGACGGAGGGAAAUCCUGUCACUCUUCAGACUGAUACUGAAACACACGGAGAUGAGCUGAUAGUGUGGAGGUUUGGAGAUGAAGGGAAAAUCAUAGCUAAACAAGAUCUAGAGGCCAAGAGUCCACCAUUAUAUGAUCCUGAUGAGAGAUUCAGAGACAGACUGAAGCUGGAUCAUCAGACCGGAUCUCUGAUCAUCACAAACACCAGAAUCACAGACUCUGGAAUUUAUGAAGUGAAGAUCAGCAGCAGCAAACAGACUUUAUACAAGAGAUUCACUGUUACUGUCAGCGAUCCAGGUCUGUCUCCAGGUGCUGUAGCAGGGAUUGUUGUUGUUCUGCUGCUGGUAUUUUCAGCUGUCGCAGCUGCUGGUGUUUUUUACUAUCGUCACAAAGUCUCUGAACUACUAAAGCAAAUGAAACAAGUGUAUAAAUCAGCGCUGAAGGGACGUCCUGUCACUCUGAACUAUGAUACUGAAAUACAGAAGGAUGAUAAAAUACAGUGGAAGUUUGAAGAGAAACUCAUAGCUGAAAUGACUGGAGAGAACUGUGAGGACCCUCAAUGGUCUGAUGAAUUCAGAGGCCAAAUGAAGCUGGACCCUCAGACUGGAUCUCUCACCAUUGAAGAAACCAGACCUGAACACUCUGGAUUAUAUAAACUAGAGAUCAAGACCAGUGAUUAUUCAACAUUCAGACUCUUCAGGAUUAUCGUCUUUGUUUCUUUGACAGAUGAAGAGAAGUCAGUGUCAGUGAUGGAGGGGACGGAUGUGACUCUACGUGUCAAUCCUGAAAUACAGACAGGAGAUAAGAUAUUCUGGAUGUUUGGAGAUGAAAACCGUCCUGUAGCUAAAAACACAAAAGAUAAGUGUGAAGAAGAGUCUGAGUACAGUGAUGUUAGAUUUAAAGACAAAGUGGAUCUGAAUCGUCAGACUGGAGAUCUCACCAUCAAGACAAUCAGAGCUAUCCACACUGGAGAAUACAAACUAAAGAUCAUCAGAAAUGGCAAAUCCUCAUUCAAGUUAUUCACUGUUACUGUUUCUGGACAAGUGAAGACAUCAGUGCUGAGGGGAGAUUCUGUCGCUCUGUACAAAGAUACUGAUAUACAGAAGGAUGAUAAAAUACAGUGGAAGUUUGAAGAGAAACUCAUAGCUGAAAUGACUGGAGAGAACCGUGAGAACCCUCAAUGGUCUGAUGAAUUCAGAGGCCAAAUGAAGCUGAACCCUUGGACUGGAUCUCUCUUCAUUCAACAAACCAGACCUGAACACUCUGGAUUAUAUAAACUAGAGAUCAAUACCAGUGCUUAUUCAACAUUCAGACUCUUCAGGAUUAUCAUCUUUGAUGAAGAGAAGUCAGUGUCAGUGAUGGAGGGGGCGGAUGUGACUCUACGUGCCAAUACUGAAAUACAGACAGGAGAUAAGAUAUUCUGGAUGUUUGGACAUGACAACCGUCCUGUAGCUAAAAACACAGAAGAGAAGUGUGAAGAAGGGUCUGAGUACAGUGAUGUUAGAUUUAAAGACAAAGUGGAUCUGAAUCCUCAGACUGGAGAUCUCACCAUCAAGACAAUCAGAAAAAUCAACACUGGAGAAUACAAACUAAAGAUCAUCAGAAAUGGCAAAUCCUCAUUCAAGUUAUUCAAUGUUACUGUUUCUGUGAAGACAUCAGUGCUGAAGGGAUGUCCUGUCAUUCUGUACUAUGAUACUGAUAUACAGAAGGAUGAUGAAAUACAGUGGAAGUUUGAAGAGAAACUCAUAGCUGAAAUGACUGGAGAGAACCGUGAGAACCCUCAAUGGUCUGAUGAAUUCAGAGACCAAAUGAAGCUGGACCCUCGGACUGGAUCUCUCAUCAUUCAACAAACCAGACCUGAACACUCUGGAUUAUAUAAACUAGAGAUCAAGACCAGUGAUUAUUCAACAUUCAGAUUCUUCAGGAUUAUGGUCUUUGAUAAAUUAAUGUCAGUGAUGGAGGGGGCGGAUGUGACUCUACGUGUCAAUCCUGAAAUACAGACAGGAGAUAAGAUAUUCUGGAUGUUUGGAGAUGAAAACCGUCUUGUAGAUAAAAACACAGAAGAGAAGUGUGAAGAAGAGUCUGAGUACAGUGAUGUUAGAUUUAAAGAUAAAGUGGAUCUGAAUCAUCAGACUGGAGAUCUCACCAUCAGGAGAAUCGAAACUGACCACACUGGAGAAUACAAACUAAAGAUCAUCAGAAAUGGCAAAUCCUCAUUCAAGAUAUUCAGAGUUACUGUUUCUGAACAAGUGAAUAAAUCAGUGCUGAAUGGAGAUUCUGUCACUCUGAAGUGUAAUACUGAUAUACAGAAGGAUGAUAAAAUACAGUGGAAGUUUGAAGAGAAACUCAUAGCUGAAAUGACUGGAGAGAACCGUGGGAACCCUCAAUGGUCUGAUGAAUUCAGAGGCCAAAUGAAGCUGGACCCUCAGACUGGAUCUCUCACCAUUCAACAAACCAAACCUGAACACUCUGGAUUAUAUAAACUAGAGAUCAAUAGAAGUGAUUAUUCAACAUUCAGACUCUUCAGGAUUAUCGUCUUUGCCGGCACAGAUGAAGAGGAGAGGAAACCAUUGAUGAAGGAUUCCACAGAAAAACGAGAGGAUGAAUCAGUGACUGUACUGAUGCCGCUGCUGAAAGCAGAGGAUCUGGAUGGAGUGAAUGAGCAGGAGAGUUUACUUUAAUGAGAUAAGACACGCCCACCAGUGUCAAUCACUCUGACAUCAUCAACACUUCAUCUCCAGCUACAACAACAAAAACACAUUUCUGCUUUCAUAAGCCUCUAGAAUCCGUCCAGUGAAAGAGAGAAAUGAAGCCGUGUCUGUUGAGAUGAUGAACCUGCAUGUAAAAAGCUUCUGUGGUUUUAUAUGAACCCAGAAACACCGUAAUCAAACACUUUCUAAUGUUACACUUCAUACCUGUACCACUGUUAACAUAAUACUAGUGUGACUCUCACAGCUUUGAUUUUCUGUGAUUAUCGACAGGAAUAUGAUUUUUAUAAGAUGUUUUACCACAGUAUUUGAAUUUGCCGUUUUAUGUAAUUAACACCAGUGCCAGAUUAACGUUCAUGUUCAGAACUAAUCACGUCUUUGAGAUCACAUGACCUUCUCUUCAUGUGUAGAAGUUCAUUAGUGUGAAUGAGACUAACAGCUUUGACCAUUCAGUGUUAUUCAGCUUCACUGUAAGUGACUUUAUUAUUGUAAAAAUAACAAUAAUUAUAACCAACUACUUAAGUUGACAAUCUUUUUUAUUUAUAUAUAUAUAUUUCUUUUUAAGUUGUAAAUGUAUGGCUUUUUUUGUUAUAUGACAUAAUUAUGCUUGAAUAAGAGUAUAUCAAAGAUAAGAUGUGAAGUGAAUCUUCAUCUUAUCUGAAUGAUUGUAAAUGUGAGUUGAAUUUAAAGUGCCUUUAUAUUCAUGCUGAAGCACUUACAGUAGCCUUAUUGUACUUCUCAAAAAAAACAAAAAAAAAAACAUUUUGUUCGGAUUUAAUACUCAGUGUCAUGAUACCACAUUGUGGUGUUUGUGUUUUAUUAUUUUUUUCAGAAGCAUGUGAUUGAUGAAUAUUAUUGCUAUACUGCUGAUCUUAAUGUCUGAUCUCUUCUGUCCUCUAGUGGACAAACACUGAUACAGCUUUUGCUUCCUAAUAAAUCUUUUAACAUGAA
Molecule: messenger RNA, 4387 nt
Organism: Ctenopharyngodon idella (grass carp)
Lineage: Eukaryota; Metazoa; Chordata; Actinopteri; Cypriniformes; Xenocyprididae
Exons: 13
Coding region: 305-3409 (1034 amino acids)
Source: RefSeq, a predicted model, not a curated record